Camponotus floridanus (Florida carpenter ant) is the source of this 1345-nucleotide messenger RNA. RefSeq names its product quinone oxidoreductase-like protein 2. The transcript is spliced from 8 exons. Gene Ontology annotation, cellular component: mitochondrion. NCBI's taxonomy places the organism in Eukaryota, Metazoa, Arthropoda, Insecta, Hymenoptera, Formicidae. Gene Ontology annotation, molecular function: oxidoreductase activity. Bases 49 to 1278 code for a protein of 409 amino acids. The record is from RefSeq and is a predicted model, not a curated record.
GAAAUUUUUGCAAUGAUUACGACGUCCAAUUAAUUACAUUUCUUUAAUAUGACAUCGAUAGGACAUCGAUUUUUUAUAAAAUUAUGUAGAAAUAGCUUGUCAUCGCGAAUCAUCGCUACAAAAUUCAGCAAUGUAGCUGUCGAAGAAAAUGCGAAAAAUGUCGCUCCGGUUUCGCAGCCGGGAAAAAUUCAAGCUGCAUUAUUAAAAGAUUUUUCCGGUUCUCUUGUUAUAGAGAAUCUGGAGUCACCAAAAAACGUACAAGCUAAUGAAGUUCUCAUUGAUGUUCAUUAUUGUGCAUUAAACACUUCCGAUACGCUGCUCAGUAAAAAUUUGUAUACAUUUGAGCCUAAAUUACCAAUAAUUCUGGGUUAUGAAGUUGUUGGAAAACUGGUUGAAGUUGGUACAGAAGCAGAGAAGAAUGGCUACAAAAUUGGUGAUAAAGUCAUUGCUCUUAACAAGGAAAGAUAUGGAGGUUUGGCCGAGAAAUGCCUGGCAGAAAUUGGAGAUAUAUGGAAAGUACCUUCUGUGAUAAAUUCUGUAGAUGCUGCGAGCACUUUAGACAACUAUAUUACUGCUCUGGUUGCGCUAGAGAGAAAAGUCAGUAUAGAUGAAGAUGAUAUGAUCUUAAUAAAUGUUGGAAUAAGCGGUAUUAGUCUUGCAGCAAUAGAUCUUGCAACAAAUGUCUUUAGAGCAAAGGUCAUUGGAGUAUGUGCGACUGAAGAUGGAGCAGAUCUGGCUCGAAAGAAAGGAGCAUUUGCAUCCCUUAAAUACAAAGAUAAGAAAUUAUUAAAGCAAAUAGAGGAAAUUGCUGCCGAACGAGACAUCAAAGCUAUUUUUGACGAUGUGGAUGGAGAAUAUUUCAAGAAAGUGUUGGAAUGCUUUACCAAUGUCUACAAAGAUGCAACACUAAAGGAUUUGCUGCGCGAUGACAAUUUCGCUGUGGUGGUGCAUCAUUUGUCUCGCGAAGGGCGCAUAAUCAUAGCUGGCACAGCGACAACUAUGACGAAUUCUCAUUCGGAGGCGCAGAAAGGUUCCUUCAGUAUUACUGGUUUUAAUCUCACCGAAUAUAAAAAGAGAAAGCCUGACGUAUAUCGUCAAGCAGGAGAUGAAAUUUUACAAUUCCUUGAAGAAGGGCUUAUUACACCAUCUUGCUCGUUAAUUGUUGGCUUGCAUAAAAUCAAUGACGCGUUGCAGUUUAUUUCCGAAAAUAAAUCUCCAGGAAAAGUUGUAAUCGACAUCAGGAACAAGGAAGCUGAUGCAGUAAAAGUGACGAAAUAAAUAAAUUUAUAUGUAGUGAUAUAUUUUAUACAUUAUAUUAGGAUAAAUGUUAUUAUAUAAAUGGAAA